Molecule: messenger RNA, 24298 nt
Organism: Lymnaea stagnalis (great pond snail)
Lineage: Eukaryota; Metazoa; Mollusca; Gastropoda; Lymnaeidae
Source: the annotation of a GenBank genome assembly
AAGUGUUCUGUGGAGGUUGUAUUAAUGGAACUCUCUAUGCUAUAGGUAAGAUGGCCUCUAGUUAGGGUUUUGUAAUUUACCUCCCUGCAUUCAGUCCAAUGUAGGAAUUCUGUAAGCAACCUUCUCUGUAUUGAGUCCAAUGUUAUCAUUUAUGUAACCUACCUUCCCUGUAUUCAGUCCAAUGUUAGUGUUCUGUAAUCUACCUUCCCUGUAUUCAGUCCAAUGUUAGUGUUCUGUAACCUACCUUCCCUGUAUUCAGUCAAAUGUUAGUGUUCUGUAACCUACCUUCCCUGUAUUCAGUCAAAUGUUAGUGUUCUGUAACCUACCUUCCCUGUAUUCAGUCAAAUGUUAGUGUUCUGUAACCUACCUUCCCUGUAUUCAGUCCAAUGUUAGUGUUCUGUAACCUACCUUCCCUGUAUUCAGUCCAAUGUUAGUGUUCUGUAACCUACCUUCCCUGUAUACAGUUUGUUUUAAAAAUUGCUUAAACUGGUCACCCGUUCCAACAUAAUUCAAUUUAAAACUAUGUGUGUAUCUUAUGUUACCUGUUGAGUAUUUAAAACUAUAUGUAUCUUACGUUACCUGGUGAGUAUUUAAAACUUAAAACUAUAUGUGUAUCUUAUGUUACCUGGUUAGUAUUUAAAACGAUAUGUGUAUCUUAUGUUACCUGGUGAGUAUUUAAACUUCUUGCCUGGUCACAAAAAAUAGUGUAAUAUGUAAACCAACAUAAUGACUGUACCGUGAUCUACCUUAUAUCUAGAGGUGACCUUGACUGAUUUUAACCUUAGGUCUAGUCGUGGCCUUGAAUGAUCUUAACUGACUGAACCUAAAUAUCAACAUGGUGCAAGCGUUUAUUAUUAUGGAGAAUUCGCUCUGGCCUUGUGAAUGCAAUAUUAGGAACAUGAUAUAUGGAGCAUGAUAUAUUGAGCAUGAUAUAUGUGAACAUGAUAUAUUGAACAUGAUAUACGUGAACAUGAUAUAUGAACAUGAUAUACAGAACAUGAUAUACGGAACAUGAUAUAUGGAACAUGAUAUAUGAACAUGAUAUACGGAACAUGAUUAAUGGAUGUUUGAACUAUGCAGCAAGACGAAAUUGUUAUAGAUACAAACAUAGUUUGCACACGUGGUCACGUGCCCUUUCUUUCUAAUUCGUUAUUCUGCCUUCAUUUGCUGGGGAAAAGAAUGCGCCCACGCUGUUGUUAUUGUUUGGCUUUUUGCACUCCAAAUGUAUAAGGAUACAUAUAGAAAUAAUUACCUUCUAAUAUAGCGAUUAUGAAAAAAAUGUGACUUUUUAAGCCCUGCCUCAAACAAUCUCGUUUGUAAUGUUACCAAAAUAUCGAAUUCUUUUCUCCCCCCCCCCCCCAAAUAACUUCACAAAUUAAAUAUCACAACCAUCAAAGAAGCCGCACAAUCACCCGAUGAUCACAGUUGGGUUCCACUUUGGGGAGCAGAAACAAUUUAAUGUGUUCCUCAUCGAGCCAAUUUCAUCGUUUAAAACUGAACUUUAUUCAUUGCUAAAAAGUCCUUCUGCCUCGGCCCGGGCAACUGUAUUAUUUACAUUAAGAAAAUUAGGCAAGGAUCCAUUCGGGGCCAUCCGUCAAAUGUCCGAUUCGAUUAGCUGACGGAACAUUUCAAGUCAAUACCUCCGUGCCAGCCCUGGACAAACAACGCGCCGGACGGGCCUGGGCGCUGGUUCUCUAUUUCCCGCCACGGUCAUCUCACGGAGACGGCGAGCGAGACGGGCGCUGGACAGAUUUCAAAUUAAAGUGAAUUUGAGUUGUCCAUCUCAGUGACCAUUUGGACAGAAAGUUCCGAUCGUGUCCAACACUUUGUAUAGUCUUAAUACAUUGAUUGAACUUUUUUUUUUAAAGUAUAAAAACAAACUGGAGAAUUCCAAGCUGCUAAAUAUUUUAAGAACAGUAUCGAAAAUUUUUUUUUUUAAAGUACGUUUCCCUUAUUUGAUAUCGGAGUCCAGGGUGCUAUAUAAUGAACAGCUUUUGAUGACAUCAUCCAGGGUGCUAUACAAUGAACAGCCUUUGAUGACGUCAUCCAGGGUGCUAUACAAUGAACAUCUUUUGAUGACAUCAUCCAGGGUGCUAUACAAUGAACAGCUUUUGAUGACAUCAUUCAGGGUGCUAUACAAUGAACAGCCUUUGAUGUCAUCAUCCAGGGUGCUAUACAAUGAACAGCCUUUGAUGUCAUCAUCCAGGGUGCUAUACAAUGAACAGCUUUUGAUGACAUCAUCCAGGGUGCUAUACAAUGAACAGUCUUUGAUGUCAUCAUCAAGGGUGCUAUACAUGAACAGCCUUUGAAGUCAUCGUCCAGGGUGCUAUACCAUGAACAGCUUUUGAUGAUAUCAUCCAGGGUGCUAUACAAUGAACAGCCUUUGAUGUCAACAUCCAAGGUGCUAUACAAUGAACAGCUUUUGAUGACAUCAUCCAGGGUGCUAUACAAUGAACAGUCUUUGAUGUCAUCAUCCAGGGAGCUAUACAAUGAACAGCCUUUGAUGUCAUCAUCCAGGGUGCUAUACAAUGAACAGCUUUUGAUGACAUCAUCCAGGGUGCUAUGCAAUGAACAGCCUUUGAUGUCAUCAUCCAUGGUGCUAUACAAUGAACAGCCUUUGAUUUCAUCAUCCAGGGUGCUAUACAAUGAACAGCCUUUGAUGUCAUCAUCCAGGGUGCUAUACAAUGAACAGCCUUUGAUGUCAUCAUCCAGGGUGCUAUACAAUGAACAGCCUUUGAUGACAUCAUCCAGGGUGCUAUACAAUGAACAGCUUUUGAUGACAUCAUCCAGGGUGCUAUACAAUGAACAGCCUUUGAUGUCAUCAUCAAGGGUGCUAUACAUGAACAGCCUUUGAAGUCAUCGUCCAGAGUGCUAUAAAAUGAACAGCUUUUGAUGAUAUCAUCCAGGGUGCUAUACAAUGAACAGCCUUUGAUGUCAACAUCCAGGGUGCUAUACCAUGAACAGCUUUUGAUGACAUCAUCCAGGGUGCUAUACAAUGAACAGCCUUUGAUGUCAUCAUCCAGGGUGCUAUACAAUGAACUGCCUUUGAUGUCAUCAUCCAGGGUGCUAUACAAUGAACAGCCUUUGAUGUCCAAUUGUAUCGUUGUCUUUUAAGAUCAAUUUUGUUACCUGGAAAAACUCAAAAGGCAGCCAAAAGGGAGGUGGGGAUUUUAUCCCCCCCACCCCACCCCAGACUCAGAUUAGAAGCAACUCCUCCCUUUUCGCCCCCUCCUCUUCUCCCAAAGUGUUGACGCUAAUGGUGGCUUUACGUCAAUAUUUAAUAAUAAAUAACAUAAAGAGUCAGAGAGAGUCAAAGAGAGACAGAUAUUGAGCGAGAGCGAGAGAGAGAGAGACUCGAGGAGGCCUUUACAUAGAUAAAAGAAGGCAGAGAGAGUCAAAGAGAGACAGAUAUUGAGCGAGAGCGAGGGAGAGAGAGACUCAAGGAGGCCUUUACAUAGAUAAAAGAAGGCAGAGAGAGUCAAAGAGAGACAGAUAUUGAGCGAGAGCGAGAGAGAGAGAGACUCAAGGAGGCCUUUACAUAGAUAAAAGAAGGCAGAGAGAGUCAAAGAGAGACAGAUAUUGAGCGAGAGCGAGAGAGAGAGAGACUCGAGGAGGCCUUUACAUAGAUAAAAGAAGGCAGAGAGAGUCAAAGAGAGACAGAUAUUGAGCGAGAGCGAGGGAGAGAGAGACUCAAGGAGGCCUUUACAUAGAUAAAAGAAGGCAGAGAGAGUCAAAGAGAGACAGAUAUUGAGCGAGAGCGAGAGAGAGAGAGACUCAAGGAGGCCUUUACAUAGAUAAAAGAAGGCAGAGAGAGUCAAAGAGAGACAGAUAUUGAGCGAGAGCGAGAGAGAGAGAGACUCAAGGAGGCCUUUACAUAGAUAAAAGAAGGCAGAGAGAGUCAAAGAGAGACAGAUAUUGAGCGAGAGCGAGAGAGAGAGAGACUCAAGGAGGCCUUUACAUAGAUAAAAGAAGGCAGAGAGAGUCAAAGAGAGACAGAUAUUGAGCGAGAGCGAGAGAGAGAGAGACUCAAGGAGGCCUUUACAUAGAUAAAAGAAGGCAGAGAGAGUCAAAGAGAGACAGAUAUUGAGCGAGAGCGAGAGAGAGAGAGACUCGAGGAGGCCUUUACAUAGAUAAAAGAAGGCAGAGAGAGUCAAAGAGAGACAGAUAUUGAGCGAGAGCGAGAGAGAGAGACUCAAGGAGGCCUUUACAUAGAUAAAAGAAGGCAGAGAGAGUUAAAGAGAGACAGAUAAAUAGUGAGAUAGGGAGAGAGAGACUCGAGUAGGCCUUUACACAGAGAAGAGAAGGCAAGCAAUGUUUAAAUACAAUAUAGAGUGAGUGAGAGCGAUGAACAAUAGAGUAAGAUACAGGCGUGGGUCGGGGUAACAAAUAAAUGAUCAAAUCCAUGAUUAAAUUCAACGGUCUCCAGGACUGGGAUUUUUUAAGAACUUAAUCUUAAGCUUAAAUCAGGGAUUAAAAGUACUUAACUGACAUUCGCGUGCCCUAAAUAUGGAAGUAGAAAGGUUUCUCUAAGCAUUUAAGAUGAGUAUCACAUUAAUGGGUGGCACCUGACGAAUUCUAGGUUUCCCAUUUAAUUUUAUGUCAAGUGCGUUCUUUGAGUUGGCCAACUGCCGAGCUAUACUGCCUACUGCCUACUUCCUACAGGCUACUGCCUACUUCCUACAGGCUACUGCCUACUGCCUACUUCCUACUGCCUUCUUCCUUAUGUCUACUUACAACAGCUUACUGUCUACUGGCUUCUGCCUUCUUACUAUUGGCUACUGCCUACUGUCUACUUCCUACUGCAUACUGGUUACUGCCUACUGUCUACUUCGUACUUCCUACUGAAUACUGUCUACUUCCUACUGUCUACUUCCUACUUCCUACUCCCUACUUCACAAUUCCUACUUCCAACUGCCUAUUUCCUACUGCCUACUAUCUACUUCGUAUUUCCUACUGCAUACUGGCUACUGCCUACUGUCUACUGUUCACUUCCUACUCCCUACCGCCUACUUCGUACUACCUACUGCCUUGUAAAAAAAAUGGUGGAAUCGAUGAUAAUGGUAAGGCUCUUAAGACAACACUUUCAAUGUCUUUACCAGCCAUCAAAUCUUUAUCAACACUUUCAAUGUUUUCACCAGCCAUCAAAUCUUUAUCAACAUUUUCAAUGUCUUCACCACCCAUCGAUUCUUUAUCAACAAAUUCAAUGUUUUCACCAGCCAUCAAAUCUUUAUCAACACUUUCAAUGUUUUCACCAGCCAUCAAAUCUUUAUCAACAUUUUCAAUGUCUUCACCACCCAUCGAUUCUUUAUCAACACUUUCAAUGUUUUCACCAGCCAUCAAAUCUUUAUCAACACUUUCAAUGUUUUCACCAGCCAUCAAAUCUUUAUCAACACUUUCAAUGUUUUCACCAGCCAUCAAAUCUUUAUCAACACUUUCAAUGUUUUCACCACCCAUCGAUUCUUUAUCAACAUUUUCAUACCCGUUCUAUAUUUUUUUUUCUUUUUAAAUAUUUUAAGAACCGUUGCGUUUAAGUAAGGAUGGGGCAUUGUGACGUCAAUUCCGCCCACGUGAAUUGUUUGCGCCCGUUUCAACUAAUUAUUCUCAUAAUUUACCACACAUUCGCCUGAGCCCAUCUCCAAACAUUUGACUGGGCCGUUUAUUGAGAUCGCUGUCGAGACUUGUAAGAAGGAAAUAAUCAAAUUUCAUUUAUGGUCGAUAAACUUUGCAGGUUUUAUUAGGAUUAUCUUCGUUAAGGAAAAAUGGCGUCCUCUUUGCUUGCGUUUGGGUAUUUUCUUAGGCUGUGAUAAAGAAAUAAUUGCUUUAAAAUUGAUUUUUAAACAAAUUUGUUUGGUGGGUAAGAAGGGUUGACUAGUUGGGGCUGUGGAAAACUAAUUCUGGGUAAAAUAAUGAUGGUAUGAGGUUUGUCGAGGGGAGGGAGUUCACUGGUGGGGGUGGACUUAUGUGGUGAUGUGUAUAUUUUGCAUUGUAUCCACAGAAAGGCGACAAUUGUUGAAUUCGCGGACGGGAAACAUUUUUUGUAUCCACUGAAAGAAAACAUGUUGUAUCCACAGGACGGGACCAUUUGUUGUAUCCACAGGAUGGCACCAUUUGUUGUAUCCACAGGGCAGCAGCAUUUGUUGUAUCCACAGGACGGCACCAUUUGUUGUAUCCACAGGACGGCACCAUUUGUUGUAUCCACAGGACGGCACCAUUUGUUCUAUCCACAGGACGGCACCAUUUGUUGUAUCCACAGGACGGCACCAUUUGUUGUAUCCACAGGACGGCACCAUUUGUUGUAUCCACAGGACGGCACCAUUUGUUGUAUCCACAGGACGGCACCAAGCCUUUUCCUUGUUGUUCAAGUGUAAGGUUAAGUCCGUCAAAAUAUUCAUCCGCAUGUCUAUUUAUAGCAAAAUAUCACAAAAAUAUGUUCAAAUGCCUUAAAGACAUGUUCAGAUGCCUUAAAAACAUGUUCAGAUGCCUUAAAAACAUGUUCCCCAACCAAUGUUCCCCUCUAAGGUUUGUUGGUCGUGUGCAAAAUCAUAAAGUUGUGUGCACAUUUUUACACCAUCAAUUUUUUUGUGCGCAAAUUGUACAGCCUACAGACACAAACACACCUUUAAGUGGAAAUUAGCUUGACCCCAGGUCUCUUCCUUUUUUUCUUCUUUUUUUUACAUUCGCCUUAUUUCUCAAAUCAGUUGACAGAAGAAACUGUCAAUACGAUUCUUAAAUUAAAAUUAGUUUAGUAUUAGAAUUUUAAAGUAACCAAUAGGAAGGCGAUUGGGUUGGAUUGGAAAAUUGGUUUAGAGAUUAUUAUAUUUUUUAAAUAAUAAAAGUGGUCGAUACAUCUGUCUGUAAAUAUUUCAAUAUUGAAUUUUGUUUCUGAGUAACAUCACAUCCUUCAGAGAAAGGGCGGAGGGGGGGCCGAAAUGGGGUCCAGAUGGGUCCGUGGGUCACUUGGGUCCAGAUGUAGUCGAGGGUCAUUUGGGUUACUGGGAUCUAGAUGUGGUAGAGCGUCACUUGGUUUACUGGGGUCCAGAUGGGGUCGAGGGUCACUGGGGUCCAGAUGGGGUCGAGGGUCACUUGGGUUACUGUGGUCCAGAUGGGGUCAAGGUUCACUGGAGUUCAGAUGUGGUCGAGGGUCACUUGGGUUACUGGGGUCCAGAUGUGGUCGAGGGUCAUUUGGGUUACUGGGGUCCAGAUGGGGUCAAGGGUCACUUGGGUUACUGGGUUCCAGAUUUUGUCGAGGGUCACUUGGGUUACUGGGGUCCAGAUGUGGUCGAGGGUCACUGUGGUCAUUGGGGUCCAGAUGUGCUCGAGGAUCACUGGGGUAUUUAAAAUAAAUAGUAGCACUUCAUGUCGCUUUAUGCCAAUGACUGCAGCCUAACAGAUGAACCUAAAACUUCUAUCUUGAAAGGACAUUCGGCAACCUGAUUCUUGAACUUGGCAGUUUCAGUAGGAAAGCUUGAUCAAUUCCGCGCGGUGAUUCAAGUUAAGUAAAUAUUUCUAGUGCUGACAAAUCAUGGAUUGCCCUCAGCGUAAUGGACACUCCGACUUGAUUUUAAUGGGAAUUUUGAUGAUUCUAUCUCUUCUUGAAUAUUUUAUGAUUACAAUUAACUAAAUUCCCAGGUGUUUCUAGUUUCAUUACAUCGAUGGUAAAACAGGGGUAAAACAGGGGUAAAACAAGGCUAAACAAGGCUUAAGCAGGGGUGGUAGGGUCAGUAAAUAAAUAUGAUAAAACAGCAAAUAAGAUCAAAAUUAUUGUUAAAUUAAGAAAUCAUUGUUGUCGACACACACACAUACACACUCACACACACACACACAGUUUUGGCAUUAAAAGUCUUCCAAUAAUAUUUUUUAAUCCUUAAAUAUAACAUAUGCGCCUCUAUUUCAUUCUACCCAGCCGUGCACCCAGUGCUAUGCACUCAGUUAGUUUGAAAACCGUGGACAUUACACUGCCAUGCACCCAGUUAGUUUGACAACCGUGGACAUUACACUGCCAUGCACCCACUUAGUUUGACAACCCUGGACAUUACACUGCCAUGCACCCAGUUAGUUUGACAACCGUGGACAUUACACUGCCAUGCACCCAGUUAGUUUGACAACCGUGGACAUUACACUGCCAUGCACCCACUUAGUUUGACAACCCUGGACAUUACACUGCCAUGCACCCAGUUAGUUUGACAACCGUGGACAUUACACUGCCAUGCACCCAGUUAGUUUGACCACCGUGGACACUACACUGCCAUGCACCCAGUUAGUUUGACCACCGUGGACAUUACACUGCCAUGCACCCAGUUAGUUUAACAUCCUAGGAGUCGAAUGUGUGAGAAUGAGUUCCAACUAUGUCGCUGUCCACCGUCAACAUUUCUGGAGAACAUUUGUAUUUCAUUAUUCCAAGUUCCCCUCGUGACGGACGUUAUCGUGCGUUAGCGCUGCCUAAAAAGGUGUUAAUCUCAGUUUGGCCCCCCCCCCACACACACACACAUGUCGGCCGACUGACGGGCCCACUGGGGACGGCUCUCAGCGGCUAAGUUAAUUACCAUAUUAGGUCACUUGUGUUUGGCGUCAAUUGUUGGCGUGGAAAUGUCGUUAGGGGGGAAGACACAGUAUGGCGGCCACUGCCGGGCUCCAACUGGCGACUGCCGGGCUCCAAAUGGCCACUGCCUGGCUCCAACUGGCCACUGCCGGGCUCCAACUGACGACUGCCGGGCUCCAACUGGCGACUGCCGGGCUCCAACUGGCCACUGCUGGGCUCCAAUUGGCCACUGCCGGGCUCCAACUGACCACUGCCGGGCUCCAACUGGCCACAGCCGGGCUCCAAAUGGCCACUGCCGGGCUCCAAAUGGCCACACGUUUUCAAAAUGGGCCGUAAUUUGAAAUAAGAUAACAGGACAAAAGACAAGGACUUUCGGCAUAAAGCCUUCCUCAGCCCACAAUAGAAAUGAAAAUAUAACAAAGAAAAGAGCACAGUAGACAACUCAAGCAGUAUCCAUUCGUGUCGCCGUAAGUGGGAACACAGGAAGCGAGAGAAUAUAAAUAUUGACACUGUGAAAAAUGAAGUCCACAAUAAUAAUGGACCAGAAUAUCCAGGGAUACAUCAACACACAGCAAUAAGAAAAUAGAUGAAGUAUAAGGAAACAGAGACACAUCAGUAAGAUAUUAUUUGAUUAAUACCAUAUGGAGAUAUGGUGCCAAACAGCUGAAUAAAUUUAUUUUCUAUUUCAACCCUAUGUGGUAUGUUACUGCAUGAAAUCAGUGCCGUAAUGGUUACAUCCAAUGCACCUUUAUGUUCUUUUCUGUUGAAAUUAGAAGAGACUGUGGAAGGUUUGCAUUGCUCAAUAUCCCUUAGAUGUUCAGUAAACCUAUCAGCCAAUCUUCUCCCAGUUUCACCUAUGUAACUAGAUUGGCAUCUACGGCACACAAUAGCAUAUUUUACAUUACGGCUGACACAGGUGAAACCCUCUUUAAUGGUAACGGUACCUUCAGGGAGGCUAAUGCUUUCAGUUUGGAGUGUAAAGGGACACGUCCUGCAACGGCCUCUUAAGCAUGGUUUAGUACCAACGUAAGACGGUUCAGAUCUAAGGCGACUAUGAACCAGAAGAUCACCUAGAUUUCUGUCCCGUCUAAAGACAAUCAGUGGAAGGGAUGAGAAAACACUGUUGGUAUCAGGGUCAGCAAGAAGUAUGCUACGAUUUUUUUAGGAAUAUUUUUUGGCAGUUAAAUUGUGAGGGUGGUAGGUUAGUAUAAGUUUGGUACGAUCUUCAUUGUUGUUUGGGCGAGUUUUGAACUUCUCUUUUCGUGUGAUCGUGCUGAUGCGAUCUAGUGCUGAGCCAAGAGUAGUUUCAGGAUAGGAUCUGGAGAGGAAGAAAUCCAUAAUUUCAUCAGCUCUUUCUAGAAAUUCCUCAUCAAUUUGGCAGAGACGCCGUAGUCUAAGAAGUUGUGAGAAAGGUAUGGAGUCUUUACAUGAUUUUUUGUCCUGUUAUCUUAUUUCAAGCUUCCACAUACCUCGUUUCGCUAUUUCAUUCAUUUACUAAGCUUGAAAGCAGUCCUUUCAUUUAUAUUGUGGGAUUUCAACGUCUGAUAUUAAACAUCGCAUAAGCCGACUAAUCAAGAAAGCUAGGAACUUAACACAAACUAAACAUCCUUCGCUUGAAGAACUAUUUGAAGAAAGAUGUUAUUGUAAAACUUAACACAUUUUGGAUUAUGCACCCCACCCUCUUCAUCACAGAUACUUAGGAUCGGGCCGUUCGGGACGAAUUCUUUCCAUCAGGGCGAGGACUGACAGAUAUAAAAAUUCUUUUGUUCCCCAAUCUGUACGAAUUUACCGGCGUGCUUCCUCUGAAGUCACACAUCUGAAUGAGAACUAAUAAGUCCCCGAUUUUGCUAAGAGAACUCACUGAAUGGAUGUUUGAGAUAAUUUAUUAUAAAUAUCUUGCGUGCAAAUGUUUUAUUUAUGUGCUGAAAAUAAUGCAAUCAAAAAACAUUUCCAUUUAUUUGGAUCAAUAAAAGAAUCUUAUCUUUAUCUUAUCUUAAUUGUAAGGUAAUUAAAAGAAACUGUAAGGUAAUUAAAAACAAUUUGUAAGGUAACUAAAAACACUUUGUAAAGUAAUUAAAAACCAUUGUAAGGUAUUUAAAAGCAACUGUAUGGCAGUAACGCCGAGAGUUUCGACUAAAACCUGUUACUAACAUGCAUCUUACUUCUGUACCGCAUUCUCUCUACCCUGUACCGCACUCUGUACCCCCUACCGCACUCUCUGUAACUUAUUUCGCCCUCUCUACCCUAUAUCACACUCUCUGCACCCUAAAAUGCACUCUCUGCACCCUACAACACACUCUCUGCACCCUAAAAUGCACUCUCUGCACCCUACAACACACUCUUUGUACCCUAUACCACACUCUCUGUUCCCUAUACCGCACUCUCUGUACCCUAUACCAUACUCUCUGCAACCUAUACCGCACUUUCUAUACCAUAUACCACACUCUCUAUACGCUAUUCCACACUCUGUGUACCCUGUACCGCACUCUGUACCCCGUACCGCACUCUCUGUAACUUAUUUCGCCCUCUCUACCCUAUACCACACUCUCUAUACCCUAUAACACACUAUCUAUACCCUAUACCACACUUAAACCCUAUUCCACACUCUCUGUACCCUAUACCAUAUUAUAUCCACCCUAUACCACACUCUCUAUACUCUAUUCCACACUCUCUGUACCCUAUACCACACUCUUUGCACCCUAUACCGUACUCUCUAUACCCAUUACCAUACACCAAUACUCAAUAUUCCAUAAUAUGUUCCCUUCACUCACCAUGCUUUGUACUCGUUACUCCGUUAGGAGCCUGUUAGCGCCCUUUGAAAUCCACAAAGUCAUAGACCGUGUUUCCCAGCGUAUGACUGUCACCAUGAAAGGGUUGUAGUAAAUAACUGUUUGACUCCGGAAAAAGUGUGUGUGUGUGUGGGGGGGGGGGCGAUGAGUUUAAACUUUUGAAGAAACCACUGUUUCCGUUUAAAUCUCCCUUCAUAAAACUCACCUUCCAUCAGUCACCCGCCCGCCACGUUUGGGUGUACCAUGUAAAGUGGUCCAUGAUUCCCUGGCUUACACGGAAGUGAGCCAGCCAGUGCAGGUCAUUAUGGAGGUAAGGAUGGAACAAAGUGGGCAUUUUAUUGUUAGGGGUCAGUACACUCCUCACGUGGGGUUGGGGGGGGGGUGGGGGAGAGGUUUCAGCACAGGAGAAAGUUUAUAGAGCCAAAGUCAACUUAUUAAAAUGACUAACACCUUUAGCUUUGCCAGGUCUACUUCCAAAAAAUAGCAGACAAGCCGUGGGGGUGGGGGGUGGGGUGGUGUUAAGUCGGAGAAUAAUAAUUUUAAAAAAAUAUAUAUUAUUAAUAUUAUAUAUAAUCGAGUUCAAUGGAUAUUCGAUCUUAGUCUUAUUCGAACUUAUGAAAAAAAAAGACAAAACGCGAUUCUCCUAUCCUUAUUCUCUUAAACCAGGGGUCUCAAACUUGCGGCUCGCGGGCCAUUUGCGGUCCGCAAGACAAUUGUUUCGGCCCGCUACAUGACAGCAGAGUUUUGUGUUAAUGCGGCCCGCGCAUUUUCCCCAUUCUCUUUUCUAUAUUGUGACCCUCCGCGAAAGUUUCAGUAGAAUCUCACCGACUAGUCUAAUUCUGAUUUGUCUUAUGUUUGUUUAGAUUUGGACGUUGAUGAUAAUGGUGUGAGAACCGUUGUAAAAAGUCGGACUCUUCGGACUGUUUUUAUUUCAUAGAAUUUUCUGAGACAAAAAUGGCGGCCAAGGUGCGGUCUUGAGAGAAGUUUUAACAGUCAGUUGGUGGGUAAUGCACAACAAUAAUUGUGUAAAUCGUAGCAAUCCGACACAGUAUCAAAGAAUCCCUAUUAAAAUCGGCUAGUGUUUACAAGUGAGAGAAAUUCCAAACUCGUCAGCUUGUGGUCACUUUCAAAUUAGGGUUAGUCAAAAGGGCCUUUUCUUCGAUAAAAAAAAAUCAAAAUUCAUUCUCCCUAUAAUAUCAUCUUCCAUCGCAUCAAUCAUUCAUAAAUGUGACCUGCUCCUGCCUACAGUUUGAACACGUUUUAGCAUUUAAAGCCUUCAUGAAGAAGGAUGGGGUGGUUGUUCCUGUACUAAGUGAUCCUAAAUGGCUCAUGGACUGGCUUUUCUUGUAGACAUUACACGGGAGCUGAAUUUAUUCCACAAGAAGUUACAAGAUCAGGUCCAGCUUGUCAGUGUUGCCAAUGACAAUGUCAGGGCAUUCUGCACAAAACUUGUGUUAUGGUUCUUAGAGAAACCUCUGCCAUUUUAAGAUGAAAAGUACUCAUGGAUUCGGGCACACUCUUCAGUAGUAAGCAUACUGAUGCCAUUGCACAGCUACAGGAAGAAUUUGAUCACAUCUUUUAGACUUCAAAACAGACAGAGUAACUUUUCAAAUUUUCGAUGACCAUUUCUCCUUCAAUUUUGGAAGAUGACUCCCCCCCCUUCCUCCCCCCCCCACACACACACACACACUUGUGCUUCAAUGAAGCUAAUUGAUCUCAAGUGCAAUUCUAAGUUUAGGGAGGCCAAUGCAAAAACAGAAAAGCAUGCUUAAUUUAUGAGAGUAACUUUUCAAUUUUUCGAUGACCAUUCCUCCUUCAAUUUUGGAAGAUGACUCCCCCCCCCUUCCUCCCCCCCCCACACACACACACACACUUGUGCUUCAAUGAAGCUAAUUGAUCUCAAGUGCAAUUCUAAGUUUAGGGAGGCCAAUGCAAAAACAGAAAAGCAUGCUUAAUUUAUGAGAGCAUUGCCCUCCACCUUCCCUGAGAUUUCCAGGUUGUUCAAGCGGAUCAUGGGCCUUUUUGGGAGUACCUAUCUGUGUAAAAAGCUCUUUUCGUCUAUGAACUUUAGCAAGUCAAAAUUCAGGGCCAAACUUAUUGAUGAGCAUCUUCAAGCUGUACUGAGGGUCUCAGUUGCCUCCUCACUCAAGCCACAUAUUGAUCAGCUGUGUAAGAAGAAGCGCUGCCAGGUCUCUGGCAACAAGGAGUAGGAGGAAGAAAGUGAAUCUUUUAGUUCUUAGGAACCAUUAAUGUUUUGAUUUGUUUUUAAUAAAGGUUGAGCAGAUCGUAACAGUUUUACUUUAUUGACUUUGCAAAAGGCUUUUUUGUGUAGAGUACUUGAUAUGGCCCAGUCUUACUCAGACUCUACCUCCUGCGGCCCAGUCUUACUCAGACUCUACCUCCUGCGGCCCAGUCUUACUCAGACUCUACCUCCUGCGGCUCCCGGAUGAUUUGAGUUUGAGACCCCUGUCUUAGACUGUUCAGCUUUAGAUUAUGUACAAUUUCAUCAUAAAGCUUUUGAAUAAAAAAUGUCCACUAUUUUGUGAAAAAAAUAAUGAACAUGAUGUGAAAAAAAAAGCAGACUGAACUCUCUCAAAUAGUGGACACCUGGCAACCUGAAAAACGUUUGAUAUUUUCUUUGUAAAUUCUUGUGAUGUUGUUAUAUAGCAGUUUCCCGAACCGAAACUAAAAAAAAAAAGAACACACACACACACACAUACGAAUUACAAAAAUGAUAUGACUAUGUUCUUCCCUUCCCCUCUCCUCGUCUUUCUCUUCUUCUAUUUUAAAAGGCGCUACUAAGCCUGUCUCGUAGUCCCUUGUCAACUGCAAGCAACUCGUGGGGGGCUUGGGGGGCGUAACUCCGUGACUAAUGUAACACUUUUAAAGAGGAAGCAUUCAAGUUAAAUCCUCCCUUAUUUCAGAGCGAAGCCCGGGGGCUCUUCUCCUAUUGCUAUUGUGACGGGCCUUCUCCGAGCCGGAGUCUGAGCUCUUCGGGGCGGAACAUGUGACCUCACUGAUCUAGGGGAGAGCAUUACCUCGAGAUUUCUGAGUUCUCUACCGUAUAAUUGAGAGCUUGUAGAUCAUUUGGGUUGGAGGUUGAAAUUGUAGCCCGUUGGCUCACAAUCGAAUGUCCUCACCCACAUUAUGGCGAAAUUGGGGAAGGACUUCCGGUCUGUGGGGGGUGGGCGCGAUUUGGUGGUUGGCAAGGGAUGAGUGUAGUUGGCAAGGGAUGUUUUUGGUCGGCAAGAGAUGUGGGUGGUCGGAAAGAGAUGUGGGUGGUUGGCAAGAGAUGUGGAUGGUUGGCAAGAGAUUUAGGUGGUCGGCAAGAGAUGUGGGUGGUUGGGAAGAGAUGUGGGUGGUUGGCAAGAGAUGUGGGUAGUUGGCAAGAGAUGUGGGUGGUUGGAAAGAGAUGUGGGUGGUUGCAGAAAACAGUGCCAGUGUCAUUCGAUGCCCUUUAUGUCUCUCAGUUGCCAGUGAUACAAAGCUAGGAAUGAUGCCUGUGGCAAAGGGUGGUAAAAAUACAACGUGUUGUUAAAAGUGUACCGAGGUGAAGACGUCUGAGUUACAGGGGUCUGUUUCAUAGGGAUCUGAGGUACAGGGGUGUGAGUCACAGGGGUCAUAGCUAAAGGGUCUGAGUUACAGGGGUCUGUUUCAUAGGGAUCUGAGGUACAGGGGUGUGAACCACAGGGGUCAUAGCUAAAGGGUCUGAGUUACAAGGGUCUGUUUCAUAGGGAUCUGAGGUACAGGGGUGUGAGCCACAGGGGUCAUAGCUAAAGGGUCUGAGUUACAGGGGUCUUGAGAUUCUGAGAUGCUGCACCAACACACCGUAUUUCACCAACACACCGUAUUUCACCAACACACCGUAUUUCACCAACACACCGUAUUUCACCAACACACCGUAUUUCACCAACCCACCGUAUUUCACCAACCCACCGUAUUUCACCAACACACCGUAUUACACCAACCCACCGUAUUUCACCAACACACCGUAUUACACCAACACACCGUAUUACACCAACCCACCGUAUUUCACCAACACACCGUAUUACACCAACCCACCGUAUUUCACCAACACACCGUAUUACACCAACACACCGUAUUACACCAACACACCACAUUACAUAAACACCAUAUGACACCAAAACGCCUUAUGCGCUGGCUCAUAUGAGACCUCCACAGUUUCCACAUAGGUCAAGGACAGGCGUUUCCAACACCAUGAAAUCAAUAGUCAUGAAGGUCAAGGACGUCACUCUGUCAACAUCGACGACAUGGCUGGGAUUAGAAUUUUAGUUUUAAUUAAAAUAUUGUAUCUGAUGUAUCCCCUCCUUCGAUGUCACAGUCAACAGAAUCCUAGGUGACAGUUGUCACGGUACACAAAUAUCAUGUGUAGGCUGGUAACCAUUUCCGGAGGUACAGACAUUGUCUUGUUUAAUAUUGUCGAAAUUAUCAAGGAGCACAAAAUUGUCUAGUUUAAGAUUGUUGAAACUGCCAGGUAGCACAAAACUGUCUUGUUUAAUAUUGUUGAAAUUGUCAAGUAACACAAAGCUGUCUUGUUAAAUAUUGUCGAAAUUGCCAGGUAAUACAGACACGUUUGUGUAAUAUUGUUGCAGUUGCCAGGUAGUGCAGAAAUGUGUUGUUUAAUAGAUAGUACAGAAAUUUGUUGCGUAAUAUUGUCGAGGUUGUCAGAUAGUACAGAAAUGGGGUGUGUAAUACUGUCGCAGUUGUCAGAUAGUACAGAAAUGUGUUGUGUAAUACUGUCGCAGUUGUCAGAUAGUAAACACAAUAUUGAUAAAUUAUUAGUAAAAAAAAAACAAUAUUUAUAAAAUAAUAGUAAUAUAAAAUAUUUAUAAAAAUGAAUAGUAGAAUACAUUAUUUAAAAAUAUUAGUAAAAUACAAUAUUUAUAAAAUAAUAGCUAAAUACAAUAUUUAUAAAAUAAUAGUAAAUACAAUAUUUAUAUUAUAGUAGUAAAAUAAUAAAAAAAAUUAUUAAAUAUUAGUAAAAUACAAUAUUUGUUAAAUAAUAUUAAAAUUUUUAAAAAAAAUAUUAAUUGUGCCUUUCGAAAUUUCAACAUCCACAGAUUCUCACCAUGACUGAUUAACAAUUGCAUUUUCUCAGUUAAAUAAAAAAAAUACUAAUCUUACAAAGCAGGCAUGAUGCUUAAUCUCUAUGUAGUCUAUGUCUAAGCUUUAUCUUAAAGACCCUUGUCUUCAGUACUUUUGAGCUAAGUUAUGUCUAAAUCUUCAAGACUAUUAUCUUAUAUUCCGUAAUUUUGAGCUAAGUUAUGUCUAAGCUUUAUCUUCAAGACCCUUGUAUUCCGUAAUUUGGAGCAAAGUUGUGUCUAAGCUUUAUCUUCAAGAUCCUUGCAUUCAGUAUUUUGAGCUAAGUUGUGUCUAAGCUUUAUCUUCAAGAUCCUUGCAUUCAGUAUUUUGAGCUAAGUUGUGUCUAAGCAGGAUACAUUUAUAUAUAUAUAUUAAAAAAAUACUUCUUCAAGUGUUGCUAAAAAUACUGAAUGUAAUGGUUGAAAGUGCGGUCGAUUAUUUGGUCUAAUGGUGGAUUUCUUUCCUCAUGUAUAAAUUAAUCUGCCAUUCUAUUCUUCAACUUGGCUCUUCACUGGCUCCUCACUGGCUCUUCACUGGCUCUUCACUGGCUCUUCACACGCCCCCACCCUCCCUCAUAUCUCCCCCCCCCCCCCCCCUCUCCCCCCCCCCCCCCCUCCACACCCCCCCCUCACGGCCCCCCCCCCCCCCCCCCCCCCCCCCCCCCCCCACCAUCAACCUCUCGGCCCCCACUAACAUCUACACCUCCACUUAAAGGCCCCACCCUCACUCCCCUAUCCGCCCCCCCCCCAACUUGGCAUGCUUUUAAAUUGAAUCAACCACUGGAAGUUCUUGAGGAAUCUACCAACAGGUUUCCUCCGCGGGGGUUUGUUUGGACAUGGGGGCCCCGAGUGGACACGACUUAAUGAAAUGGAAACAUUGAAUGGGAUCAAUGGACACUCGCUACGACUGUGGCCGAAGAUUUCAUUGACAGCUGGUCUGGGGGUCCGGUGGGGGGGGGGCAGGGGGGGAGAGUCUUAUCUGUUUAGUUUCUUGGACUUGUCUGAAACUGGGCCUGUGAAACUUCUCUACAAAUUCAGGGGCCCCAACUGGUCCUCAAACGGCUUGGGUGUGUUUUCUCAUAAUUUUACUGUUUUAAAGCCACACUUACCCCCCCCCCUUUUUUUUUUUAAAAAAAAACAAUUAAUUGAAAUUUAAGCGACACGAGAUUUAGUUGUUUUUUUUAUAUUUAAAACUGUUAAGGUGUUGUUUCAGUAAUUUCUAAAUAUUAUUAUUACGCAACGUUAGAAGCGAGGGUGCACUGACCUCAUUAAAAGCCAGGGUGCACUGACCUCAUUAGAAACCAGGGUCCACUGACCUCAUUAGAAUCCAGGGUGCACUGACCUCAUUAGAAGCCAGGGUGCACUGACCUCAUUAGGAGCUUUGGUGCAUUGAACUCAUUAGAAGCCAGGGUGCACUGACCUCAUUAGAAGCCAGGGUACACUGACCUCGUUAGAAGCCAGAGUCCAUUGACCUAUGAGACUAUGUGCUUGUUGGACACUACUAUGCACACAAUGGUGCGGUCGGCAUGCGAUUCUAUUAUGUAUCUAAGACCUAGUGGAUGAGACACGGCUCAUAGUCUUACCACCUAUAAGACAACACCAUUAGAAUGGAUUAUUGAGUCACCAUGCAUUGUUACAGAACGAACAAGUCAAUGUAGGCACAUUAUUACAGAACAAACACACCAAUACACGCACAUGUUAUUACUUUCUAACAAAAGUUAACGCACGCUAAGUUAGAUCAAAAAUGUAAAAUCACAACCGGCUUUACGACUUCCAACAGCACAUUCCAUCACAACCGGCUUUACGACUUCCAACAGCACAUUCCAUCACAACCGGCUUUACGACUUCCAACAGCACAUUCCAUCACAACCUGCUUUACGACUUCCAACAGCACAUUCCAUCACAACCGGCUUUACGACUUCCAACAGCACAUUCCAUCACAACCUGCUUUACAACUUCCAACAGCACAUUCCAUCACAACCGGCUUUACGACUUCCAACAGCACAUUCCAUCACAACCGGCUUUACGACUUCCAACAGCACAUUCCAUCACAACCAGCUUUACGACUUCCAACAGCACAUUCCAUCACAACCGGCUUUACGACUUCCAACAGCACAUUCCAUCACAACCGGCUUUACGACUUCCAACAGCACAUUCCAUCACAACCGGCUUUACGACUUCCAACAGCACAUUCCAUCACAACCGGCUUUACGACUUCCAACAGCACAUUUUUUCAUUGAUGAUGAACUCCUCCUUACGAAAUAUACGAUCUGAAUGAAUGACCUGAUUCACAUAAUCCUCCCAACCCAUAGUCCCCCCCCCCCCCUCAAACCAGGUUAUAUUUAACCAUCAGUGUCCACUCACGAGUCUGGAGGAAGUGAGUCCAAAUAGCCAUUGUUAUCCUCGGCCUUGCCCUCCCCCCUCUCCCCCAUGUUAUUGUAUCACCCCACCGCCUGCUCACUCUGACGGCCACGUAAAGUACACUCUCAGUGGUCACGUUUGGGGACGUGACGGAUUGUGUCCACUUCUGGGGACGUGACCGAUUGUGUUCAUUUCUGGGGACGUGACCCAUUGUGUCCACUUCUGACACCAAUCCAUGGAUGCCAUCUACAGCCACCAGUCAGGUUGUUGUUGUUUUUUUUUUAACGCCAGAAGUGAGGGGGAGGGGGCGAACGUUUUUUUUUUUUUUUUAUACUCCUUUAUUGUGAUGAGGAGAUUGGGAAGAUGAAAUCACAGCCACACAACCAGGUUGUUGUUGUUUUUUUUUUAACGCCAGAAGUGAGGGGGAGGGGGCGAACGUUUUUUUUUUUUUUUAUAUACUCCAUUAUUGUGAUGAGGAGAUUGCGAAGAUGAAAUCACAGCCACACAACCAGCGCUCGAGAACUUGGCCGAGGGCAAGAAAGGUAUUGAUGUGGGGUGUCUUGUCUGGACAGAUGUACACAGACGGCGCUCUACAUCUAUCUCAUCUUUUGGCCGUUUUUCAUGUUAUCUGCAAGACAUUUCUACUCAUUUUCUGCAAUGUCCAAAAUCGAAAGUUCUUAUAUUUUUUUUAAAGGAAGGGGAUAGGGGUGGGGUUGCUAUGACGAGUUGGGUUGAUUUUUGAUUUUUUUUGUUGUUGUUUAUUUUUUCCCUACAAAUUUGUGAAAUUGUUUGAAACAUUUUCAACUAAUAUUGCCAAGCUGUAUUCAGUGCGGACAAAAAGGAAGAGAAGUGUUGGAAGAAGAGUUUCUCAUACGGAGAUAGUCCAACUCAAUCAUUUAUUUCCUCCCAUUUUGAUUCUGUAGUUAUAAAUAGUAGUUUAAGACAUUCUUAACCUUUGAAUGAAGAUAUGCCAGGGGCGCCUUUAUUGAGCUCAUGGGUGGAUCCACCUUGUGUUAUGUGAGGGCUUAAGAUAUGAGUAAAGGGUGUGGGAGGGGGGGGUGAAAUGGGUCCUCCAUAUCGUCAAAAACAAAGGAAAUCUCUAAAGUUUUUUUUUUAUUUUUUUUUUUACCGCGCUCUGUUUCUUGUCCUGUUUGCUCAGAAGGCUCUAAGCCGAAACGUUCAAAUCAUAUUGUUCUGUCUUUUGAUUCAAGCUACACCAGGCCCUGUUUUACUAUUUCAUUCACACAGUUUGAAUACAGUCCUUCAAUUAUAAUCCAUAUCCGCUUCCAUUUAAUGGGGACCUAAUUUACCGCCUCCUGAAGUUUGAUGAUCACGACAUUUUGCUGUAUGUCUAUCAUUUUGGUAACUUACGGGGAAUGUCGUUAUUGACUAUUGAAUAGCUCACAAGCAGACGAUAAAAAAACAUUUAAAACAAAUUAUUUUUUCAAAUUUUUUGAAAAUUUUUUAAAUUAUAUUCUAACCACCCUUCAGUGCGUUUAAUUUUUUUUUUAAUGAGUAUUAAAAUUAUAAUAUUUAAAUUAUCCACACAAGUAUAAUUGUUCAAUUUUUAAAACAUCGAUUUGCUUACAAAAUCCAGUUGAAGGUGACUUAACUCUUUACCUAAAAUGAAAAAGUAGAUCUGAGCUCACCCACCCUUUCAUGGUGAAGCAGGAUAAAGUGAACAUUGCACGAGAAAGUUUCAAAAUUUUACGUGAGUAAAAAAAUAAUAAUAGUAACUACGCUCCACAAAAUGGACAUGCGAGUAGAGAGUAAUUCUUUCAAAAGAAACUUUCCUCUUUUGGAUAAACGUUAAUUUUUAAUUAAUUUUUUUUUAACAUUUAUUUAUUUUUUUGUAAUUGCCACUCUAUCUUUCUUUUUUUUAAAAUGUAUUUCCUAGCUCCAAAUGGAUUUCGUUUACUUUUAAUACGGGAGGAAGAACAGCAGAGGGGGGGGGGGGGAAAUAACCAUAUCGUCUAACGGGGAAUGUUAUAAACGACUAUAUAAUUCUACUGUUGUAUCAUGGUGCUAUAUAUAAUUCUACUGUUGUAUCAUGGUGCUAGAGACAUAAAAAAGACUGUAGUAUCAUGGUGCUAUAUAUAAUUCUACUGUUGUAUCAUGGUGCUAUAUAUAAUUCUACUGUUGUAUCAUGGUGCUAUAUAUAAUUCUACUGUUGUAUCAUGGUGCUAUAUAUAAUUCUACUGUUGUAUCAUGGUGCUAGAGACAUAAAAAAGACUGUAGUAUCAUGGUGCUAUAUAUAAUUUUACUGUUGUAUCAGGGUGCUAGAGACAUAAAAAAGAAUGUAGUAUCAUGGUGCUAUAUAUAAUUCUACUGUUGUAUCAUGGUGCUAUAUAUAAUUCUACUGUUGUAUCAUGGUGCUAAAGACAUAAAAAAUAAUGUAGUAUCAUGGUGCUAUAUAUAAUUCUACAGUUGUAUCAUGGUGCUAUAUAUAAUUCUACUGUUGUAUCAGGGUGCUCGAGACAUAAAAAAGAAUGUAGUAUCAUGUGCUAUUAUAAUUCUACUGUUGUAUCAUGGUGCAAAAGACAUAAAAAAGAAUGUAGUAUCAUGGUGCUAUAUAUAAUUCUACUGUUGUAUCAUGGUGCUAGAGACAUAAAAAAGACUGUAGUAUCAUGGUGCUAUAUAUAAUUCUACUGUUGUAUCAUGGUGCUAGAGACAUAAAAAAGACUGUUGUAUCAUGGUGCUAUAUAUAAUUCAACUGUUGUAUCAUCGUGCUAAUAAUGCAUAUUUCCAUUGCAAGAGCUGCUAUAUAUAUAAUGCGGCUUGUAUAGUUAUGUCUAGGGGAGUAAGAUCUGCACACAUGACUACCAGCACUGCUCACUCUUGAGUGUGGUGAUCUGACUUAUGAUCUUAGUGAGGAGUACCUCUCGUAUGAGAUCUCCUCUUGCCACUCUGUCUAGGGAUACGUUAUUUAAGCCAAAUUACCACACAGACACAACAACCUAUCUAUAGACAUAUAGUAUAGACUGAAUCGAAGUCUUUCUUAAAUGAGAAAUAACUAUAAGUAUUUAUUGAAUAAUGAUAUAUACAAAUUCUUCCGUAAUACACUAGAUGAUCAAUAUAUAUACAUCAAAUUGAUUUCGUCCAAUUAGAAAAGUAAAUCAAUGCAAAGCAAGUCUUAGUGUCCCUAACAUGCUAACGGUAUCAUCAUUAUCCAUGCUAAAUUGCUCAAGUUUCUAUGCUCAAUCUUUGUUGACUUAGCCUUUAUAAUUCUGUGAGGAUCUCGGUGGAUCACGAAGGGUGGGAGCUCCUUCUGUUCUAGAAGCGUGUCCCUGUUCCGGAACAUUAUCAAUCAUUAAAUUUACAGAUUCAUAGUAUACAUAUUGUCUUCUCGUUAAAAAAGACAUGGGCGAUUUGGAACAACAACCUACCAUCCCCAUAAUGGGAUGGUGGCGUGUCGUAGCCCGCGGCAAAAGCAAUAAUAGAAUUCAUAAUAUCAAUAUAAAGUAAUAUAGGCAUUAUUAGAAUAAGAUCAAACGCGAUCGAAUAAUGGCUACAUAGCUAUAUGAACAAUACAAGUGCAAUACUAUAAUAUCCAAAUCAUGGUUGCGUACUUACUUGUACUCUAGGUAGCAGUUAAGUAUCACGAUAGUGAAGUACUAAGUCUAGUCACUUCAAGCGUCCACAAUCAAGUGAUCAGAUCUUAAAAGACAUAUACUUGCUAAUAUCCUAGGUUGCAGUUAUGUAUCACGCUAAAGAAGUUCUAAGUCUAGAUCCUUCCACCGUCCACGGUCAAGUGAUCAGAUCAUAAAAGGCAGAUUCUUGCUUGUUCAGGCUAUUUAUUCGAGUUGGGUGUCGAUUAGGUGAUGAUUCAAUUGGGUGAUUUAAAUGUUGUAUGUUUUCCCAUCCAAUGACAAUCGCUUUUCAUAUUGCGGGUUUAACCUUACCCCUCAAAGUUUAUCGGGCUGGGGUGAAAAUCCAAAUUCACGCUUUGGCGUGAGUUUUCUGGUUUAGAAAUUCAAUAACAACAAGGGACGAUACUCCGCUUUGCUGUCUCCAGGGCAAAAAUGAGGGGGGUGAUGGUAUUAAUUUCUCAAGGUUCAUCGGUGAGAAGUUUUGAACACAGAAUGCACGCUUUUUGGGAUGAGCGGCUUUGAGUAGAAAUGUGAUAACACAAAGGGAACUCACUCGUGCUAAGCGACUGCGGGGCAACUUGAGGGAGGGAAAGGUGCUAUUUUACAAGGGUUUCCAUGGGUGGAUUUACGUUGGAAGACAUUUUACAAAGUCCAGCUUCAGAUCGUCACAUUGAGGUCACGGUCAUUUCACAACAAACGGUCUGUCCAAGAAACAAGCCCAGUCAUUGACUUUGGUGGUUUCAAUCAACGUUGGUGCUCUAUUGUCAGGUCAAAGUUCAAAGAAAAUAUUAAAUACCCCCCCCCCCCAAAAAAAAAAAAAAAAACCAACACAUUUUUUUUUUUUAAAUGUAAUAAAUAAAUAGUCGUUUCAGAUUUUUCUAAACUUUUUACAACCGACGCCCUUACAUUUGUCUUGUCUAGCACCCUCGGACCAGAAAGAAGGCACGGAUGACGUGAUUGUACGGUUCGUUUACAGUCACUCAAUUUUGGAAUCGUGAUAAUGAAACAAUAAUUGGAUUAAUAUCUUCUGAUAGCGUUCUGUUGUGUUUCAUUAUCUGCUUGCUGGUUUGUUCUAACCUCCUAAUUUAAGCUCCUAAUUUAAGCUCCAAAUUUAAGCUCCAAAUUUAAGCUCCUAAUUUAAGCUCCUAAUUUAAGCUCCUAAUUUAACCUCCUAAUUUAACCUCCUCUAAUUUAACCUCCUAAUUUAACAUCCUGAUUUAACCUCCUGAUUUAACCUCUUAAUUUAACCUCCUAAUUUAACCUCCUAAUUUAAGCUCCUAAUUUAAGCUCCUAAUUUAACCUCCUAAUUUGACCUCCUAAUUUAACCUCCUAAUUUAACCUCCUAAUUUAAGCUCCUCAUUUAACCUCCUCAUUUAACCUCCUAAUUUAACCUCCUGAUUUAACCUCCUCAUUUAACCUUCUAAUUUAACCUCCUCAUUUAACCUCCUCAUUUAACCUCCUGAUUUAAUCUCCUGAUUUAACCUCCUGAUUGAACCUCCUGAUUGAACCUCCUGAUUGAACCUCCUCAUUGAACCUCCUCAUUUAACCUCCUAAUUUAACCUCCUAAUUUAACCUCCUAAUUUAACCUCCUAAUUUAACCUCCUAAAUUAAACUUAUUUAACCGCCUAAUUAAAAAUGUCCAUUGACAAACAACUUUUCUUGUUCUUCUCGUCCACCCAGGCUAUUGGUUGUGCUACAUCAACAGUACCAUCAACCCGCUUUGCUACGCGCUGUGCAACGUCAACUUCCGACGAACGUUCUGGAGAAUUCUCACCUGCCACUGCAAGAAACGACGCGGCUCACUGCACCGCAUGGUGAUGCCGGCCAACCACAUCAACAACCUGAUACCGAGAUGAAGGCCACAGCUCCUCGGAGGUUGAAACUCUCCAUUUUUUUCCCCCUUGACGUCGUCUGCCA